ACACCCUUAUUACAUCAAUGCUUCUUGUGUAUGGUCGAUCUAACUUUGACUUUGGAAAAUUGUGGAACGGCGGAGAACAAUAAGGUUUGGGUGUAUAAUAAAUGGAUGGCUGAGAGAGAAAGAGAGGGGGAAUCAAAAGCAAAGAGAUAGGGAAGAAAAGAGACAGGGAAUGGACUACCCAAAGAUACCAAAUUCAACGUUGUAUAAGCUGCGGGAGAUAUUGGAGGAAGAUGAUCCGGUGAGAUUGAAGGCAUUCUUAGAAGAUGAUGAAUCGGAUGUGUGGCUCUCGGAGUACCCGGAGGUGAUGACGGAAUGCCUAUCGUCCGGGGCUAAGAAAUGCGCCUUUCUGAUGCUCAGCGGCGAUGUUCGCCACGGGAUUGGUGAGUAUUCUAGACGGGAUGUUCUCCGUCAAGCCUUGGAGAUCCGUACGUGUGACCCCGAAAUUGUCGAGGUUUUAUUCGAGCGUUUUGGUGGCGAGCGGUAUGCAAACACUCUUACUCGUUUGGGUACCCAUCCCAUCCACGACUUCAUCUCUAUGCUCACACGGAUCUUCCCUGUGUGCACUUGGAUUCGAGACGGUUCUCUCUUCAAGCUUCUCAUAUUACUUUGUGAUCCUCAACUCCGUAAGAAGCUCCAUUGUUUGCGCUUGCUUGCUAAUUAUACUCACUCCCUCCCUAAGGUUGCUGCUUCCUUUCUUAUUAAUGGUGAUGUUGUCGAGCUUGCUGCCUUGCUUUUGGUCGCUCACCCCUCGCUUCUCCAUCAUUUAAAAUCUUGUCAUAUUGAGAAUCAUCCCUCCACAAUGAAGGACACAAGUGAGAUGGUUUCAUUGGCCGCCGUUGGAAAAUUUCCAAAUCCAAGUGGGUUUGGAUUGAUUGAGAUUUUCGAAAAGGCUGGCGAUUCACUCACCAAUUUCUACACCAAAAUGCCUCAAGAUAUUUCCGGCCAGGAUCUGAUAAAGAGUGUUGCUGAGAUUCUCAUCCGUGAUGCUCAAAUUCCAGUAUCUGAAGAUGAUGUGGACUUGGCCGGAAUUUUGAGUGUGGAACCUGAAAUGAUGCCUUCCAUUCACCAAUAUCUGCUUGGUAUUAAACCAAAGGAUGGCAGUGACAAGAGUCAGAAACACAUGUUCCCCUCUGUGCGCUCUCCUGAUCUCCUGUAUUUGUGGGAACCAGUGAAAGGAUGGUUUGGAAAUAUCUCACCUGCUCAAUUACAAGGGUUCUGCAAUGCAAGAUCUGGGCAUAGGAUGGGGAAACGGCCAUAUUCUACUGCAGCCUUGCAGAAUCUGAGAAAAACUGCAAAAUCACAAGCUUGUUUUUCUCCACCUCCAACUCCGGCAUUAAGGGUCAUGGCAUCUCUGGCAAUGAGACUUGGAAGGGGCCUCAGGUUUCUCUGAUGGCAGGUAUCUAAUACGGAGUGAUUCAUUUAAUUUUGCCGCAUUGAAGUUCCAGGGUGGUGGUGUGCUCGAAUAAUGUGGGGAGAUUCGGGAGAUUCCUAGUCUAGUAAUAAAAGGAUGCCGCAACUUCGUGUCUCAUGUACUCCGUACUAUUUAAUAACUGUACCAUAUGUUGUAUCUCAUGCUAGAGUUGAAGUGAAUUGUUGUGAUUUAUUUGUGGACGUGGUACCACUAAUUAUGUAGCUGGCUUAGAAUUCGAUUGUGUCAGUAUUUAAUGUGAUGGAUUAUUUUAAUGUGAUGGAUUAUGGGUCAUUCAAUCUACUUGAUGAUACUUUACUGUCGUAGGCUUUUGCUGUA
Messenger RNA from Cuscuta campestris, 1747 nucleotides. Lineage: Eukaryota; Viridiplantae; Streptophyta; Magnoliopsida; Solanales; Convolvulaceae. The record is from the annotation of a GenBank genome assembly.